AUGGCGUUAGUGAGGGAGCACGCGGCGUACGGAGGCUUCGACGGCGCCGAGGCAACGGCGUUCGAAGCUCUCGUCUACGGCCACGACAACGCGUUGCUGGGCUUUGACGCCGCGGCGCUGUUCGGGGGAGGGACAUCCUCUGCCAGCGCGGCCUAUGUGGCGGGCGGCAGGAACGCCUGGGCGAGCACCGGUUCCGCGUCCAUGCUGGCGUUCGACCGCGCCACGGCGGCGGCGGCGGCGGCGGCGGCUGUGGGGGAGGAGGAGGAGGAGGAAUGCGACGCGUGGAUCGACGCUAUGGACCAGAGCUACGCCGCCGCCGCCGCGGCGCCAGAGGCGCGCCACGCGCCGACGACGGCGUCCGUGGGCUUCGACGCGGCCACGGGGUGCUUCACCCUGACGGAGCGAGCGUCGCCGUCCGGCGACGCGGGGCGCCCGUUCGGCCUGCUGUUCCCGGGCACGUCGUCGUCGGUCGGCUCGCCCGAGCGCGCGGCGCCGGCGCGCGCCACGCGGAAGCGCACCUACGUGGAUGCGCUGCCACAGGCCGUCAAUGCCAAGAAGCCGUGCGGCGCGGGCAGGAAGACGAGCAAGGCCAAGUCGGCGCCCACCGUCCCGACCAAGGACCCGCAGAGCCUCGCGGCCAAGAAUCGGAGGGAGCGGAUCAGCGAGCGGCUCCGGACGCUGCAGGAGCUUGUGCCCAACGGCACCAAGGUCGACAUGGUCACCAUGCUCGAGAAGGCCAUCAGCUACGUUAAAUUCCUCCAGUUGCAAGUCAAGGUUCUUGCAACAGACGAGUUCUGGCCGGCGCAGGGAGGAAAGGCGCCGGAGAUCUCCCAAGUCAGGGAGGCGCUCGACGCCAUCUUGUCGUCGGCGUCGCAGAGGGAACAACUGAAUUAGCUAGGAGACAAGACAUAGCUCUGGAUCAAACGCAUAAUGAUAUAUGAUAGAAAGAGAAGGAGCAAACGCAUCAUAAUGAUAUAUGAUAGAAGUUACUAAUAACGAACCACCUCGUUCGAAGAUAAAUAAGGAGGCAAAUUCAUAAUUAAGCACUACUGUAGAUUUGAUCUUUUUCUUUUUUAAUUUCCCAACUGAUUAUGUGGAA
This is a messenger RNA of Setaria italica (foxtail millet), 1099 nucleotides long. Its product is annotated as putative transcription factor bHLH086. The record is from RefSeq and is a predicted model, not a curated record. Gene Ontology annotation, biological process: regulation of transcription by RNA polymerase II. The transcript is spliced from 4 exons. Gene Ontology annotation, cellular component: nucleus. NCBI's taxonomy places the organism in Eukaryota, Viridiplantae, Streptophyta, Magnoliopsida, Poales, Poaceae. Gene Ontology annotation, molecular function: protein dimerization activity; DNA-binding transcription factor activity, RNA polymerase II-specific; RNA polymerase II cis-regulatory region sequence-specific DNA binding. The coding region runs from base 1 to 894 and encodes 297 amino acids.